AUGCUAUUAACUUUUCUUGGUUUUUGGGUAGUGGUUCACGCAUUUUGUCAUUUUAUUCAACAAAAGUUUCAUUCGAAGAAAACAUUUACGAAUAGUUUUUUUCGAACUACAACAAAUAGAUCUUUUUUACCAACCUCAGGUCGUCAAACAACUCUUCCAGAAAUUCAUAUUUCAAAUCAACCCUUUAACGUACGAUUUACUACGAAUAUAUUAAAUCCAUAUUUUAAAUCACUUGCCAAUCGAGCACCUAAUUUCUGGAAAUUAUGGUUUAGCAUUGGAGCUUUUGUUGGAAUAUUAACCAUGAUAAUUGGUAUUGGUGUAAUGAUUAUGGCGAGUUGGAAAUUAGUAACAGGAUUUCUUGCAAUUAUUUGGAAAGUUGAAUCAAAUUCGUUUCCGGCUACCACCCCCAUCAACUUGAAUAAUUUUGUGAAAAGAAAUUUUAUCGAUGAAAAUCCCAAAGAAAAAGAUGAUUAUGAUAAUCAUCAAAUUCCUGGCGUCACUUUACCGAUGUCUCAUUUUGCAUAUUACUUAAUCGCGCUGUUAAUUUGUGGAGUGAUUCAUGAAAUGGGUCACGCCAUUGCCGCUGCAAAGGAACGAAUAGAAAUAAAGUAUACCGGAAUAUUUCUAUACAUUAUAUAUCCUGGAGCAUUCGUAGAAAUUAGCACACAUGAAAUGAAAGAACUUCCUUGUUUUAAACAACUUCGUAUUUUAUGCGCUGGAGUUUGGCAUAAUUUAAUAAUAUUUUUAUUGGGUUAUUUUAUACUUAACACUGGAUUAUUUACAUCUUUUUUAAGUCUUACUUUGUGGAGAUCAGUUGAUAAUAUGGGAGUUAGCGUAAUUUCUGUAGAAAAAAAUACACCUUUAUUUGAUCAUAUAAAACCAUCAAUGGUCAUAACAAAAUUGGAUGAUUUUGUUUUGAAUAAUUCUUUAGAUAAUUGGAAUAAUUAUUUAUUGGAAAAUAAUAAAUUAAACAUUAGUCAUCAUAUUGGAUUUUGUGCUUCGGAAAAUGAUAUAUCAUCUUCAACGGAUUGCUGUGAAAUUACUGAUGAUCAUCCUUAUGGGAAAGCAGAAGAUUCGUCUGUUUCUUGUUUUAAACGAAUAACAACACAACCAUAUGAAUUUCAAAAUAAUUCCAACAAUAACUCGCAACAGAAGAUAUUGGUUUGUCUACCAACAAUACCUAUUCUUGUAAAUGUUAAUGAACAACGAUGUAUUAAGGAUGAUGAUUGUAAUGUAAAAUCACCAUUAUGUGUAUUACCUUACUCCCCGCCAAGAUUUCCAAAAUCACUUAGAAUUUAUUAUAAAGAUGUUCCAUGGUCUGAAAAUGAACAAGAAAAUGUUUUAUUAUUUCUUGGAAAAUUACAAGAUGUUUGGGAAAUUGUACAAGUUAGUAUUCUACAACCAAGAUGGUCGUGGGUACCUUUAUGGAUUCCUGAAUCUUUAGAGUUAAUAUUAAGAUAUACCAUAUCAUUUUCAUUAGCAUUAUGUGUUCUUAAUAUAUUGCCAGCAUUUCAGUUAGAUGGACAACAUGCCUUGACAGCAUUAUUGCUAUGGAUCUUUGGAACUGAUCAAGAUCUAAGAGAAACUGCCAUAACAAAUAGUAAAAAAAAUAAAAGAAGAAAACAGAUUGAAAAUGGUAUAAGAUAUUUUGUUACUGGUUUAGUUGUGUGGGUUGUUGUAGGAACAUUGAUUUCAGGAAUAUUUAUUGAUAAUGUCUAA
Molecule: messenger RNA, 1719 nt
Organism: Diversispora eburnea
Lineage: Eukaryota; Fungi; Glomeromycota; Glomeromycetes; Diversisporales; Diversisporaceae
Source: the annotation of a GenBank genome assembly